Gymnogyps californianus (California condor) is the source of this 600-nucleotide messenger RNA. RefSeq names its product cell death activator CIDE-B-like. The record is from RefSeq and is a predicted model, not a curated record. Gene Ontology annotation, biological process: regulation of apoptotic process; apoptotic process. Bases 1 to 600 code for a protein of 199 amino acids. Lineage: Eukaryota; Metazoa; Chordata; Aves; Accipitriformes; Cathartidae. The transcript is spliced from 5 exons.
AUGGGGGCCGUCAGGUUGGAAGUGGGGGGCCAUUGGGGCCACCAGCCGCGGCCCUUCUGGGUGUGCGACCGGCGGCGGGGGCGGCCCCGGGGGCUGGUGGCCGCCAGCCUGGAGGAGCUGCGGGAGCAGGCAGGGGAGGCGCUGAGCCUGGGGCCGCUUGUGACGCUGGUGCUGGCAGAGGAUGGGACAGCGGUUGAGACAGAAGGGUUUUUCGGCGCGCUGGCACCCCACACCCCCCUCAUGGCCCUGGCACCGGGGCAGCACUGGGAGCCCCCCAAGGCCAGGCUGUUCAGGGAGCACUGGGAGCCUGAGCCCCCCCAGGCACGGGGGUCCCGCCCCGGGGACGAGGUGGCCCGGGUGACGGUGGCCCUGGCCAAGGCGAGUCCCCACGACCUGGUGGGGCAGCUGCGGGUGACGGCGUCCGUGAGGGGCCUGCGCUGCGACGUGGGGGGGCUCGGCCCCGAGCGGCUCCUGAGGGAACUGCUGCGGCUGGUGGCGGCCAUGACGCGUGCCGUGGGGCAGAGCCUCCUGAGCCUCUCUGCCGCCCUCCGCCGCCUCCUCGACAGCGCCGCGCCCCAGAGGGUCACCUAUGACCGCUAA